AUGAAGUUGCCCGCUUUGAUCGCUACCGUGAUGAGCAUUGGGGUCGUUAUCACCACAGCCGCUACGGUUCCGGCGACACAGGCAGCUAUCACCACAGUGGAGGAUUCAUGGGGCUACAUUAACACACAUCAAAACACGUCCCGUGUGGAGGUUGACGACCGGGGCUAUCCUUAUAUGUGGGAUAUCGACGGUAACCAUGUCCAGCUAACUGGUGAAGCUAGCGAAUUCUGGUCGAAGAAACUCGGCGCUGCCGCUCUAGCCCGCCGCAACUCCGGGCUAGCAGUUCCUGACCACCACGUCGCAAUGGCGAAGCGGGCUGAAGCAGAUCCCGACGCAUGUUGUGGUGGUCCGGAUGGGCAACAGUGCGGCGACGUUUCGUGCAUUCUCCAUGUGCGGUGCAUCUCGCAAUCCUGCUAUAUCUGCGGUCCGGGAUACUGUAUUAUUUAA
Molecule: messenger RNA, 447 nt
Organism: Mycosarcoma maydis (corn smut)
Lineage: Eukaryota; Fungi; Basidiomycota; Ustilaginomycetes; Ustilaginales
Exons: 1
Coding region: 1-447 (148 amino acids)
Source: RefSeq, a predicted model, not a curated record